Molecule: messenger RNA, 2340 nt
Organism: Pipistrellus kuhlii (Kuhl's pipistrelle)
Lineage: Eukaryota; Metazoa; Chordata; Mammalia; Chiroptera; Vespertilionidae
Product: RAF proto-oncogene serine/threonine-protein kinase-like
Exons: 2
Biological process (GO): protein phosphorylation
Cellular component (GO): mitochondrion; plasma membrane; cytosol
Molecular function (GO): ATP binding; protein kinase activity
Source: RefSeq, a predicted model, not a curated record
GGCUGCCUGGGGUCAUCCCCUGGGCUGGAGACGCACCGAAUGUGACCACCUCCAGCUCCCUCACCAGGCGCAGGGAGGAGGAGCGGGCCAGACACUGCCACAGGACAGACUAUGGGACUCAGAGGCGCCCUGGCUCCUUCAGGUUUAAGUAUUGUGUAAGCUGCAUCAAUGGAGCACAUUCAGGGGGCCUGGAAGACUAUCAGCAAUGGCUUUGGAUUCAAAGAUGCAGUGUUUGAUGGCCCCAGCUGCAUUUCCCCCACAAUAGUUCAGCAGUUUGGCUAUCAGCACAAAGCAUCAGAUGAUGGCAAACUUAUGGACUCUUCUAAGACAAGCAAUACUAUCCGUGUUUUCUUGUCAAACAAGCAAAGAACAGUGUAAAAAAGCACAUUUAGAUUGGAAUACUGAUGCUGCCUCCUUGAUUGGAGAAAAACUUCAAGUAGACUUCCUGGAUCACGUUCCUCUCACAACCCACAACUUUGCUCAGAAGACCUUCCUGAAGCUUGCCUUCUGUGACAUGUGUCAGAAGUUCUUGCUAAAUAGAUUUUGAUGUCAGACUUGUGGCUACAAAUUUCACAAGCAUUGUAGCACCAAAGUACCUACUAUAUGUGUGGAUUGGAGUAAUGUCAGACAACUGUUAUUGUUUCCAAAUUCCAAUAUUGGUGAUAGUGGGGUCCCAGCACUGCCUUCUUUGACAAUGCGUCGGAUGCGAGAGUCUGUUUCCCAAAUGCCUGUUAGUUCCCAGCACAGAUACUCCACACCCCACGCCUUUACAUUCAACACCUCCAGCCCCUCCUCUGAAGGUUCCCUCUCCCAGAGGCAGAAGUCGACAUCCACACCUAAUGUCCACAUGGUCAGCACUACCCUACCUGUGGACAGCAGGAUGAUUGAGGAUGCAAUCCGAAGUCACGGUGAAUCAGCCUCACCUUCAGCCUUAUCCAGCAGCCCCAACAAUCUGAGCCCAGUGGGCUGGUCACAGCCCAAAAGCCCCAUGCCGGCACAGAGAGAGCGGGCACCGGGAUCUGGGACCCAGGAGCAAAACAAAAUUAGGCCUCAUGGACAGAGAGAUUCAAGUUAUUACUGGGAAAUAGAAGCCAGUGAAGUGAUGCUCUCCACUCGGAUUGGGUCAGGCUCCUUUGGAACUGUUUAUAAGGGCAAGUGGCAUGGAGAUGUUGCAGUAAAGAUCCUGAAGGUUGUUGAUCCCACACCAGAGCAGUUUCAAGCCUUCAGGAAUGAGGUGGCUGUCCUGCACAAAACACAGCACGUGAACAUUCUGCUCUUUAUAGGGUACAUGAUGAAGGACAACCUGGCGAUUGUGACCCAAUGGUGUGAGGGCAGCAGCCUCUACAAACACCUGCAUGUCCAAGAGACCAAGUUCCAGAUGUUCCAGUUGAUUGACAUUGCCCUGCAGACAGCUCAGGGAAUGGACUACUUACACGCAAAGAACAUCAUCCACAGAGACAUGAAAUCCAACAAUAUAUUUCUCCAUGAAGGCCUGACGGUGAAAAUUGGAGAUUUUGGUUUGGCAACAGUGAAGUCACAUUGGAGUGGUUCUCAGCAGGUUGAACAACCCACCGGCUCUCUCCUGUGGAUGGCCCCAGAGGUGAUCCGAAUGCAGGAUAACAAACUUUUCAGCUUCCAGUCUGAUGUCUACUCCUACAGCAUUGUGCUGUAUGAGCUCAUGACAGGGGAGCUACCUUACUCUCACAUCAACAACCGAAAUCAGAUCAUCUUCAUGAUAGGCCGAGGGUAUGCCUCCCCAGACCUUAGUAAACUAUGCAAGAACUGCCCCAAAGCAAUGAAGUGGCUUGUAGCUGACUGUGUGAAGAAAGUUAAGGAAGAGAGGCCUCUUUUUCCCCAGAUCCUGUUGUCCAUUGAGCUGCUCCAACACUCUCUACCGAAAAUCAACAGGAGUGCUUCUGAGCCAUCCCUGCAUCGGGCAGGCCACACCGAGGACAUCAAUGCCUGCACACUGACCACUUCCCCUAGACUGCCUGUCUUCUAGCUGAAUUUGCACCUAUACUCAGGCCACCAGGGGAGGAAGAGAAGUCAGCAGGCACCAUCUUUCUGCUCCCUUUCUAUGGGAGGAGAGAGCUUGUUUUCAGAGAAGCUGCUGCUAAGGACCUUCUAGACUACUCACAGGGCCUUACUUCAUGCUGCCUUCUUUUCUACCCUUUCUGGUCCUGGGAGAAGGAAGCCAUUUACCAUGCUAAUUUCUCCUGCUCCCUACCUGCAUUCUCCAUGCUCAUGAGCUGAGCCUUCUCCAGAUUUACCAGUGGCUGCUGAUGGCAAUAUAUGAUCUGGGACCCUGGACAUCGGCUAGACAAGUACUUUUGGGGCAAG